This is a messenger RNA of Mugil cephalus (flathead mullet), 1728 nucleotides long. Its product is annotated as protein NLRC3-like. Gene Ontology annotation, molecular function: protein binding. The annotation marks the transcript as partial. The record is from RefSeq and is a predicted model, not a curated record. Lineage: Eukaryota; Metazoa; Chordata; Actinopteri; Mugiliformes; Mugilidae. The transcript has 5 exons.
GUCUGGAAACUUUUGUUCAUCUUUGACGGCCUGGAUGAAAGCAGACUUUCACUGGACUUCAACAACAGUGAAGUUGUGUCUGAUGUCACACAGAAGGCAUCAGUCAACGUGCUGCUGACAAACCUCAUCAAGGGGAACCUGCUUCCCUCGGCUCUGGUCAGGAUCAGUUCCAGACCUGCAGCAGCCAAUCAGAUCCCUCCUACAUGUGUUGACAGGGUAACAGAAGUACGAGGCUUCACUGACCCCCAGAAGGAGGAGUACUUCAGGAAGAGGUUCAGUGAUGAAGAGCUGUCCAGCAGAAUCAUCUCCCACAUCAAGACGUCCAGGAGCCUCCACAUCCUGUGUGGAGUCCCAGUCUUCUGCUGGAUCACUGCUACAGUUCUGGAGCACAUGUUGACUACAGAGCAGAGAGGAGAGCUGCCCAAGACCCUGACUGACAUGUACUCACACUUUGUGACGGUUCAGACAAAGAGGAAGAAGAACAAGUACCAUGAGGGACAUGAGACAAGUCAACAGGAGCUGAUGGAGGCUGACAGGGAAGUUCUUCUGAAGCUGGGGAGGCUGGCAUUUGAACAUCUGGAGGAAGGAAACAUCAUGUUCUACCAAGAAGACCUGGAGCGCUGUGGUCUGGAUGUGACAGAGGCCUCAGUGUACUCAGGAGUUUGCACAGAGAUCUUCAAAAGAGAGAGUGUGAUCUUCCAGAAAUCAGUCUACUGCUUUAUUCAUCUGAGUGUUCAGGAGUUUCUGGCUGCAGUCUACAUGUUCCACUGUUACACCAACAGGAAGACAGAGGUUCUGAAGAACUUCCUGGGGAGAUACCACUGGGUCUUCACAAAGUCUCUGGAUGACUUCCUGUAUGGAGCCAUGAAGAAAUCCCUGGAGAGUAAAAAUGGUCACCUGGACCUGUUUGUUCGCUUCCUUCAUGGCCUCUCUCUGGAGUCCAACCAGAGACUCUUAGGAGGUCUGCUGGGUCAGACAGAGAACCGUCCAGAAAUCAUCCAGAAAGUCAUCAAUAAGCUGAAGAAGAUGAGGAACAGAAAAAUGUCUCCUGACAGAAGCAUCAACAUCUUCCACUGUCUGAUGGAGAUGAACGACCUCUCAGUUCAUCAGGAGAUCCAAGAGUUCCUGAAGUCAAAGAACAGAUCAAAGAAGGAACUCUCUGAGAUCCACUGCUCAGCUCUGGCCUACAUGCUGCAGAUGUCAGAGGAGGUUCUGGAUGAGUUGGACCUGAAGAAGUACAACACAUCAGAUCAGGGACGACGGAGACUGAUCCCAGCUGUGAGGAACUGCAGAAAGGCUCAAUUUAGUGGACGUGGACUCUCAGAAACUCAAUGUGAAGUUGUGUCCUCAGCUCUGAAGUCCAACCCUUCCUAUCUGACAGAGCUGGACAUGAGUGAUAAUGACCUGAACAAUUCAAGAGUGAAGCAUCUGUGUGCUGGACUGGAGAGUCCAAACUGUAGACUGGAGACUCUGAGAUUGGAGAGCUGCAGUUUGUCAGAGAUCAGCUGUGAUUAUCUGGUCUCAGCUCUGAAGUCCAACCCCUCCCAUCUGAAACAUCUGGAUCUGAGUGACAACAGUCUGAAGAAUUCAGGAGUGAAGCAGCUGUGUGGUUUUCUGGAGAGUCCAGACUGUAGACUGGAGACUCUGAGUUUGAAGCGCUGCUGGUUGUCAGAGAUCAGCUGUGAUUCUCUUGUCUCAGCUCGAUUCAGAUGGGAAACAGAUUCAUGA